AAAAAACGUAAAAGUAUUAAUUCAAAAAUUUUAAAUUUUUCACAAGUUAUCAAUGUAUGUUAAAAAAAUAAUUUUUUUGUCAAGUAUAAUACACUUUGCUUUAACAUGGACUGAUAAAAUCAAUAUUUUCAAUCAACAUAGAAAUGAAAAACGAUUUGAUUCAAAUAUUCGCUCAUUCAAUUGUGCACCAAACAGCACAUUCAAUACAUUUGCAAUAAAAAAUCAAAAAUUACAGUUUUCACAAUGGCCACCACUACAAACAUUUGAAAAAUAUUCCUUUCCAGUUAUUUCAGCAUUCCAACCAACAUCAAUUCCACUAAAAGAACAGUUAUCUCCGUUAACCAUUUUACCACCUACUUCAUCAUCACCAUCAUUAUCAAAACUGUUUUCUACAACUAUACUUCCAGAACCGUCAUCUCAUCUUACUUCAACCACAAUAAGCACACCUCCACUAACUUUACUACAACCGGAAUCUCAGCAAUUACCUUCUUCAACGACUCCAUUAUCUCCAUCUUUACCAAAACUGCCAUCUAAUCAAUCAUCACCAACGAUUCCAUCGCCACCGCCACCACCACCAUUACCCAAACUACCAUCUAGUCAAUCAUCACCAACGAUUCCAUCGCCACCGCCACUGCCACCACCACCAUUACCCAAACUACCAUCUAAUCAAUCAUCACCAACGAUUCCAUCGCCACCGCCACCGCCACCACCACCAUUACCCAAACUACCAUCUAAUCAAUCAUCACAAACGAUUCCACUACCACCUCCAACUCCACCUAUUCCAUCAAAAUUGAAAAAUUCUUCUUCGACAGAUCAAUUUCUCCAAUCAAAACAGUUACAAUCACAACAGUUUUUCAAAUCAAAACAAUCAACGGAAUCAUCACAUUCAUCUCCUUUAAUUUUAUCACAAUCUCAGACCUCAUUAUCAACAACACCAUCACUUUUACAUGAAAAACCUUAUUCGUCAGUGUCACCUAAUCAACUAAACACAAUAUCAACACAGCCUCCUACUUUAAAUUAUGAACAUAACUCCUCAUCAAUGUUACAAAAUUCAAAAAGUGCUUCAGCUGGAAUAACAAAUACACCAAAAAAUAAAAUGAAAUUAAUUCAUUGGAAUAAGAUCAAAAGUCAAAACUUAGAAAAAUCAUUAUGGUCAUCCAUUACCCCACCAGAUAUAUCUCUUGAUCAAAAUCAAAUUGAAGAACUAUUUAUUCAAAAACCUAAGUUACCUCCCAAGAUUAUUUUGAACAGUGGAAAACCUAAGGUUUUAGUUCAAAAUGUACUGGAUAAUAAAAGAAGUUUGGCAAUUAAUAUAAUGCUUAAACAAUUGAAAUUAGAAACCGAUAAAUUUAUUAAUGAUCUUGAGAACGAAAAUUAUAUUCCUAUUGAAAAGUUGGAAAUAAUUCAAAAAAUUUUACCCAUUCAUGAUGAUGUUAUAGCAAUAAAAAAAUAUCGUGGUGAUCCAAAAAAUUAUGGUGCAGCAGAAAAGUUUUGUUUGGCUUUAAAUGAGAUACCAUGUUAUGAAGAAAAAAUUAAAUUAAUGAUUUUAAAAGAGGAAUUACCAUCAAUGUUUAAUGAAAUGCAUUCUCUAUUACGACAUAUUCAAAGAAUGUGUCAUGAUAUUAUUAAAGAUGAUUCAUUCAAGAAAUUUUUAUCAGUCGUAUUAUUUAUUGGUAACUACAUAAAUGCAGGAACUUAUGCUGGUAACGCAAGAAGUUUUACAUUAAAUUCAUUGUCAAAAUUAUAUGAUAUACGAACAAAUAAGCCAAGGAUAACGUUCCUCCACUUUGUUAUAGAAGUAGCUCAAGAAUACAAAGAUGAUAUAUUAAGCUUUACAAAGUACUCUUCGAGUCUCGGAAUGUUAUCAAAAAUGUCUAUAGUUAGAUUAGAAGAGGAAGUGAAUACAAGCAAUAAACAAAUAAAAUCAUUAUUAUCUAAAUGUGAAACUAAAGCAUGCACUAAUAACAUAUCGGAAUCCUUAAAAAAAUUCCUUGAACAGUCUGUCAUUGAUGUUGAAGAACUAAACGACCAUUAUAAAAUAGCCAUCGUUGACAUUCAAAAAGUAGCUAUUUAUUUCGGCGAAGAUUUAACAAAAUUUAAAAUUGAAGAAUGUUUUGGAUUACUUGGUAAUUUUUUUACACAAAUCAAAGAUAUCAUCAAAGAAAGUGAAAGAAAACAAGAAAAAGAAAAAAAAAAAAAUAUCAUUAAAUAAAACAAUCCAAUCUAUUAUAAAUUUAAAAAAGAAAGGAACAACAAUAAUACUCAGAAAAACAAAAUUUAUGUAUAAUGAUGUUAACCAGUCAUAACUUUUUUCGUAGGUAUUGAUCAACACUUGAUUAGUUUCUGAUCAAGCACUGGAUGAGUACUCAUUUAGGAAUUACAUGAGAGAUGGAAAAAAUACAUCUCUGAAGAAGAGAAAAAAUGUACAGAUCACAUAAUGAGAUCCAUUGAAAAAUAUAGCAAAAUCUUUUUUAUGCCUCAAUAAAAAUCUAACAAGUAUUAAGCAAUAUGAAUAAAAAAAACAAUGUUUCUCAUAAAAGUAGGAUUGAAGUUCAUGAACUAAUUAAAGACUAAACUUGACCAUAAAGUAAUCAUUAAUAAUUGAUAGGUGGAAAAGGAGGGAGUUGAAACUUAGCACUUUAUCGCAGUUAGGUUUAUGUUGAGGAUACAUAUACAUAGUAUGCGGUUUAUUAUAAACUAUUUGUGUAUUCACAAAAUAAAUAUAGUAUUGGUAAAACAAAUAAUGAUUUCUUUGGAUGGCAUUAUCAUUUUUAUACCCAGGAAGGACGAAGAGUACGGCAGGGAAAUGACUAGUGAUUAAAAUAGCAACAACCAUCCUCACUUUCAGUCAUUACAUUAAAUUGUCAAUGACUUCUGAAAC
Molecule: messenger RNA, 2881 nt
Organism: Daktulosphaira vitifoliae (grape phylloxera)
Lineage: Eukaryota; Metazoa; Arthropoda; Insecta; Hemiptera; Phylloxeridae
Product: inverted formin-2-like
Exons: 5
Coding region: 53-2212 (719 amino acids)
Source: RefSeq, a predicted model, not a curated record